This is a messenger RNA of Spinacia oleracea (spinach), 1463 nucleotides long. RefSeq names its product probable xyloglucan endotransglucosylase/hydrolase protein 30. Gene Ontology annotation, biological process: xyloglucan metabolic process; cell wall biogenesis. Gene Ontology annotation, cellular component: cell wall; apoplast. Gene Ontology annotation, molecular function: hydrolase activity, hydrolyzing O-glycosyl compounds; xyloglucan:xyloglucosyl transferase activity. The transcript is spliced from 4 exons. The coding region runs from base 192 to 1259 and encodes 355 amino acids. The record is from RefSeq and is a predicted model, not a curated record. Lineage: Eukaryota; Viridiplantae; Streptophyta; Magnoliopsida; Caryophyllales; Amaranthaceae.
AGCUUCUUCUUUUUUCUUCUUCUGUUUUUUUUUUCUUCCUCUCCAUUCAUUUUCUCUCUAUUCUUCUCUCUUUCUCCUCCUUAUAUUGCGCUUACUGGUGUAUAAGCUUAUACAAGACGUAACAAAAAAAACUAAAUAAAUUUAUAAAUCCAAUAAAAUAAAAUUAUUUUUAUUAAAAUAGAGAAGAAAAAAUGACAGGAGGAACAACAACAACGAAUAAUAACCUCCUCCUCCUCCUUUAUCUCUCUGUCUUAAUCACCACCCUCUUCGCCGUCGUGUCUAACGCCGCGUUUAACCUCUCCACCAUCACCUUCGACGACGGCUACACCCCUCUUUUCGCCGAUUUCAACAUCAAAAAGUCCGAUGACGGCCGCGCCGCCAACCUCCACCUUAACAAAUACGCCGGGUCAGGAUUCAUUUCAUCACAAUACUACGAUUAUGGAUUCUUCAGCUCAAAGAUUAAGUUGCCCGGCGAUUACACGGCCGGAGUUGUGGUUGCCUUUUAUACAUCUAAUGGUGAUGUGUGGGAGAAGACACACGACGAAUUGGACAUAGAAUUCUUGGGAAACUUGAAGGGAAAGCCAUGGAGAUUUCAAACAAACAUGUACGGAAAUGGAAGUACAAGUAGAGGAAGGGAAGAAAGAUAUCGACUAUGGUUUGAUCCUACUAAGGAUUUUCAUCAAUAUAGCAUUCUUUGGACUCGCAAAAAUAUCAUAUUUUACGUAGACAACGUCCCAAUAAGAGAAAUAGUCCGCAAUGAAGCAAUGGGCUCGGACUACCCAUCCAAGCCCAUGUCCCUCUACGCCACCAUAUGGGACGCCUCGAGUUGGGCCACCGCCGGUGGCAAAUACAAGGUCAAGUACGAGUUCGAACCCUUCGUGUCCGAGUUCACCGACUUCGUCCUCGACGGGUGUCCGGUGGACCCCAUCGAGCAAGUCGCCGGAACCACCAGCGCCUCCGACUGCACCGCCAAGAAAGACGAGAUCGAAAACAAAGAUUAUUCCCAAAUUACCCCUGGAGGACAAAAGGCCAUGAAGUGGUUUAGGGAGAAGUACAUGUACUACUCAUAUUGUUACGACACGGUCCGGUACCCGGUCCCACCACCGGAGUGCGUGAUCGUGGCGUCGGAGCAGGAGAAGUUUAAGGAAACGGGCCGGCUUAAGUUCGGGUCGAUUCCUAAGAGGCAGAGGAGGAGGAAGGGUCGUGGGAGGAGGCAAAGUAAUAAUGUUGUGGUGAAGGAAUUACAAGCAAAUAUGUGAGUUUAAUUAUGAGGUGAGAUUGGUUAAUUUAUUGAUGUAAAUUAAGAAAUUAGGUGAUGAUGAGGGUGAUUAUUGUGAGUGAAUAUAUACAUAUAUAUAUGUGAUUAAUUCUUUUGGGGUUACUAAAAAAUGAUAAAGAGGUAUUAUUAUGUGGAAGUAUAGUAUAAUUUACACAUAUAUAAACAUGAUUCUUUCUAUUCUUUA